AUGGGGGAAGAGGAGAAUUUACGUAGAAACUCAUUAAGGAGCUCCGUACGGCCAUCGGUAGUGGCAAUAUUAGAUCUCCCCGAGUCAAAUGAAUGCAGGUCGGUGUCUAGAAAAGCGACGGAAAAUGCACGGGCCUCACAUUUAGAGAAGGCGAAGGGAAGCACCGAUGACGCUGACGGUUACAGGAGCUCUGCAGAGCUUACUCCCGCUCAGAAGCACAGUGAUGGGAACCACAGUUUUACCACCGUUCCAAUGUGGGAACGCAGAACUAGUGGUGUUGGAAAUGGAAGUAGUGAUUUACAUACCGAUGCAUGCGACAACAGUAACGCGCUAGUUGGCUUCCCUACAGCGGAGGGUGGAGGGGGUCCUGGUAGUGGUCGCCAUAUCGACAAAAUAAGAAGCAUAGUCGAGAGUACGAGUAGUAGUAAUGUUCAGAGGGAGCUUUCACGCACGAAUGAUACAAUCGGUAAGCGCAGAGUCUCCGGUAGUACCCAGUGUUCGGCUUGCAGUGACAAUGACGAAAAUAAUGCACCGACGGAAACUCCCGUGUGGCGUUGGAUGGACGACGUUCACUGGCCGAGCUUAGAUGGAGAAAGAGAAUCUUGCAGCGUGACGCAAUCUCCUGUGACCGCAAGAAGACCGGCACAUGCAGAGCAAUCUGCCGAUAACCACCCUCUUCCACGUGAUGGCAGCAUGAGCCGGUCUUCUUACAACGAUGCCCACUCAGGGUUUACACCCUCCGAUGAAGCGGAGACGGAACAUUGCAGUUGUAGAAUUAGUGGAAACUCCACAGUAGCCAGUAGAGUGUUGGGUCGGGUGCCAGGGGAAGGAGGCCGCUGUAUCAACUUAUUACAGCGCCGACGCCGGGUGGCAAAUGGUUUCUCUACGGCGAGGGCAACGGGUCUGUUCGGCACGGGCGGUGGUAGCCAAACCUCCGUCUCACCAGCUGAGGGAUUCACAGCUACUUUAAGUGGCGGUCACUCAUCUAUCGGCGGUCAUCAUCUGGCGUUUCAGCACAACGGUGUGUUCAUGAAGGAAAGUUGCUCCCGUCGUGAGGAGAGUUUUUACGAAAUGUUGAAGCCAGUGCAGGAGUACGUUGAGCGAUAUGCAGUUUUCUUUGCUGCCCUGUACGCCUCAGAGGAAGCGGCAUAUUGUAGGGACAAAAUGGGGGAUGUAGAUGACAAGGUUGUUGUGGAGGGGAAUGCUACGACAGAGGAGGACACAAAGGCACCACUCACCCCUGGUGUCUGUGAGGAUGAGUUUGUAGCGGAGUGCGAUGCUUCCGGCGAUGACGGCGACCCCGAUUCGAGCAAUACGUUAGUGGGACCCCCUCGUGACUGGAAAGCUGGUGGGCACGGUGCGUCAGGAACGUAUGGAGUUGCCGGCGAUUGUGCAGAGGACAUCGGGGAGGGCAAUGGCGAGGAGGCUGUUGGUGGCGAAGGCGGAUUUCCCAUUUCUCACGAUAUGUCUUCGAGUACAGAGGGUCACCUCUUCUCCCGUGAUGUGAAGAAUUGGGAGUUCCUGGUGAGGUUAGCGCCAUUUGUACCACGGUACCACGGCCUAUAUCAUGUGAGGGUCAAUCCUACCGGUGAUGUUGAUUCCGUACGCGCUGAAGCGGUAGAGAGCGCCCAGGAAUGCGCAUUAACCAGUAGCGCGCCCCGUGAAACUACCGAAAACCGCUCGGGAGAGGGCGAAAAGAUUGCCGGUGUUGGGCUCAGACAGAUGAUUGUGCUCGAAGACAUAUGUAGCGGUUUUCAACAUCCGUGCGUUCUUGAUUUAAAGAUGGGCAAGCGGCAGUACGGUCUUAACCCGCCAGAAGCUAAGUUACGAAGUAAGGAGCACAAAGCGGCGCAGACAACAACCAAACUUUACGGAGUUCGGCUUGCAGGGAUGCGGCGGUGGUGUCCCGACAAGCAGCGAUAUGAAACGCGCUCUAAGCUUGCUGGGCGUCUCUUGUCAUUGGAUGGGCUUCGGGACACGAUUUACCGUUUCAUGCAACGCAGUAGUCGCAUUCAACAAGUUUUCAAACGGCAGAUCAUGAGACUUCGCCGUGCAUUCUUUCAGGAUCAUGUGUACCGUUUCUUUACCUCUUCCUUGUUAUUUGUGUACGAUGCCGACGACCCGUUGACGUCGGCACGUGUUGUUAUGGUUGAUUUCGCCUUCACAUACGAACGUGAGGAGCUGCUACGAGGUGGCGAUGCAGACGCGGAACAGGAUAAGGACGUGGGAUAUAUUGAGGCCCUGAAAACUGUACUUGACAUGCUCACAUAA
Messenger RNA from Trypanosoma brucei brucei TREU927, 2271 nucleotides. RefSeq names its product inositol polyphosphate kinase-like protein, putative. Gene Ontology annotation, cellular component: cytoplasm; nucleus. Bases 1 to 2271 code for a protein of 756 amino acids. The transcript has a single exon. Gene Ontology annotation, molecular function: inositol hexakisphosphate kinase activity. Lineage: Eukaryota; Euglenozoa; Kinetoplastea; Trypanosomatida; Trypanosomatidae. Gene Ontology annotation, biological process: phosphatidylinositol phosphate biosynthetic process; inositol phosphate biosynthetic process. The record is from RefSeq and is a predicted model, not a curated record.